AAAUGUAUGGUUUUGGUUAGAGGCUAAGAAGAAAGAGAGUGGACCCAGAAGAAGUGUGACACGCAUGCAUUCUCUCUAUCUCCUAAUCCAUCACUUCUCCAAUCCAUAACACACUCGUCACACUCCCUCCCAACAUCUCAAUUCUCUACUACUAUCAUCAAUCAUUAUUCAUUUUUCAAUUUCAUUUCAAUAUUCCACAACCAUUAACACCAUUUUCCUCUUCAUUUUCAAUCUCUAAUAACCAUAAAAUGUGCUCUGCCACUGCCACAACACCCUUCAUUCGCCUCUGCAAACCCUUUCAUUCUAGGGUUCCUACUUCCUUUACCUUCAAUUCUACUCGACCUACCUUUUUUGUUAGGGCUACGGUGGUAAAAUGGCGAUGUCCAAAUCAAACUCUACCUCCCAACAGCCAUACUAGUUUCCAGAAAAAGGCCUUGUAUCUCGAAUCUAUUGGUAUCGACUCUUUCUCACUUAUUGAAAAUCAUCCAACGCUGAUCACUGCCUCACUAGAUGAUAUAAAAUCUACCGUGGAAUACAUUACCGCUAUGGAUUUCACCGCGAUCGAGUUUCGACGUAUGGUUGGCAUGUGCCCAGAGAUUCUUACCACCAAAGUCUCAGACAUUAUACCCGUCUUCAUGUUUCUUCACGAAGAAGUUCGUGUAAGUAGCUCAAAUAUCAAGCAUGUAAUAAACCGUCGUCCUCGGUUGAUUAUCUGCAACGUCGAUAACCAACUUCGUCCUACCAUGUAUUUCCUCCAAAGUAUCGGCAUAAAAGAUGUAAGCAAACACACCAAUUUACUAUCAUGUUGUGUCGAAGAAAGUUUUAUACCCCGAAUCGAAUACUUCGAAAACAUUGGAUUCUCUCAUCGCGACGCAACUCAAAUGUUUCAAACAUUUCCUCAGCUGUUUUGUUAUAGUAUUAAGAAUAAUUUGGAGCCAAAAUACAAUUACUUUGUGGUGGAGAUGGGGAGAGAUUUGAAAGAGGUGAAAAAAUUUCCACAAUAUUUCUCAUAUAGUUUAGAGAAUAGGAUUGAGCCUAGACAUAAAAGGUGUGUAGAAAUGGGCGUGUGUUUUCCACUUCCUUUGUUAUUAAAGACUAGUGAAGUGACAUUUCAGAGUAGAUUAGAAACAUUUGUAAAUUCUUCAACACCCUUGAAAACAUCUCCUCUGUGGUGUGCUGGUCGUGAUAUCGAUCAAGUAUAGACAAAACAAUUGCAUUGUAUAUUCACCUUAAUUUUGUGAAUUUUUUUGUAGGUAGAAAAUUAGUAGUUAUGUUAGUUUCUAGGGUUUAAAUGCCGAACCUUCUGGUUAAAAUUCCUUCCGUGUCUCUUAGUUCACCAACUGAGCUGAUUAUUUAGUGACUUUUUGAAUAGUCACCAAGUGCUCUUGGAUUCCAAGGUAAUUGAAGUGUAUUUUCUUAUCAA
Trifolium pratense (red clover) is the source of this 1423-nucleotide messenger RNA. Its product is annotated as transcription termination factor MTEF1, chloroplastic. NCBI's taxonomy places the organism in Eukaryota, Viridiplantae, Streptophyta, Magnoliopsida, Fabales, Fabaceae. Gene Ontology annotation, biological process: regulation of DNA-templated transcription. Gene Ontology annotation, molecular function: double-stranded DNA binding. The transcript is spliced from 2 exons. Bases 249 to 1202 code for a protein of 317 amino acids. The record is from RefSeq and is a predicted model, not a curated record.